This is a messenger RNA of Gracilinanus agilis (Agile Gracile Mouse Opossum), 1710 nucleotides long. RefSeq names its product poly(rC) binding protein 4 (gene PCBP4). Gene Ontology annotation, molecular function: mRNA binding. Gene Ontology annotation, cellular component: nucleus; cytoplasm. Gene Ontology annotation, biological process: negative regulation of mRNA splicing, via spliceosome. NCBI's taxonomy places the organism in Eukaryota, Metazoa, Chordata, Mammalia, Didelphimorphia, Didelphidae. The transcript is spliced from 12 exons. The record is from RefSeq and is a predicted model, not a curated record. Bases 353 to 1630 code for a protein of 425 amino acids.
AGGUGAUUCUACCAUUAGUCUACUUUGAUGAUUAUGACACUGAUUAUAUAUUGUGGUUAUAAUACGUAUAAUAAAUCUCUCACAUUUCUAUAGAGCUUUUUUUCUGACAAAAUUCAGUUUUGUCUCCUUUCGUUUCAUGCUCACCAACUCCCGGGAAAGGCUACGAGAGAGGUAAGGCCCAGAGAAGGGAAACAACUCAGCCAAACGAGGGCCAGAGCCAGACUGAGAGUGAUUUUCCCGACUCCCAAAGGAUGGGCCCUGAUGCUUGGCACUAGAAUGGAAGGGGCUCAGGCAAUCCUCUGCCAUCUUCUCUCUCUGCCAUUGUAGAGCAGGCGGCCAUCAGGCCAGGUGGAUGCACUGUCGGGCCACCUCCUUGGUGGCAGUCUCCCCAGACAGGAUGAGUGGCUCUGACCCAGGGCUCGAAGAGGAGCCGGAGCUGAGCAUCACCCUCACGCUGCGCAUGAUCAUGCAUGGAAAGGAGGUGGGCAGCAUCAUUGGAAAGAAAGGAGAGACAGUAAAGAGGAUCCGAGAGCAGAGCAGUGCCCGGAUCACCAUCUCAGAGGGCUCCUGUCCAGAGCGGAUCACCACCAUCACCGGCUCCACGGGUGCUGUCUUCCAUGCUGUGUCCAUGAUUGCCUUCAAACUGGAUGAGGACCUGUGUACAGGCCCCCCAAAUGGUGGCAGCAUCUCUAAGCCCCCAGUUACCCUUCGGCUGGUCAUUCCAGCCAGUCAGUGUGGUUCCCUCAUUGGGAAGGCAGGGACCAAGAUUAAGGAGAUCCGGGAGACUACAGGGGCUCAGGUACAGGUGGCUGGAGACCUGCUUCCCAACUCCACAGAGCGGGCAGUCACUGUUUCUGGUGUCCCCGAUGCCAUCAUCCUCUGUGUGCGCCAGAUCUGUGCAGUGAUUCUGGAGUCCCCUCCCAAAGGAGCUACCAUCCCUUACCACCCCAGCCUCUCCCUGGGCACCGUCCUGCUCUCCGCCAACCAGGGUUUCUCUGUUCAGGGCCAGUAUGGGACAGUGACUCCAGCAGAGGUCAGCAAGCUCCAACAACUGUCAGGCCAUCCCGUACCCUUUGCUUCACCCAGUGUGGUGCCAGGACUGGAUCCCAGUGCCCAGACCAGUUCGCAGGAAUUCCUGGUUCCCAAUGACUUGAUUGGCUGCGUGAUCGGACGUCAGGGCAGCAAGAUCAGUGAGAUCCGGCAAAUGUCGGGGGCGCACAUCAAGAUUGGGAAUCAGGCGGAGGGCUCUGGGGAGCGGCACGUCACCAUUACAGGCUCCCCGGUCUCCAUCGCCCUGGCCCAGUACCUCAUCACUGCCUGUUUAGAGACGGCCAAGUCUACCUCAGGAGGGACGCCAGGCUCAGGUCCUGCAGACCUGUCAGCCCCCUUCUCCCCGCCCUUGGCCCCGUCACCAGCCCUGACCGCCCUGCCGGCGGCCCCCCCGGGCCUUCUGGGCACCCCCUACGCUAUCUCCCUUUCCAACUUCAUCGGCCUCAAGCCCGUGCCCUUCCUGGCUCUGCCCCCGUCCUCCCCAGGGCCACCUCCCAGUGGCCUCACUGCCUACACCGCCAAGAUGGCAGCUGCCAAUGGCAACAAGAAGUCAGAAAGGCAGAAGUUCUCCCCUUACUAAAGCCAGGGACGGAGCCUGGAGCCGGGAGCCAGGGAGUGACACCGCAGGGCGGGAAACAGCUCCGACUCCUGCUCCUGGGG